This is a messenger RNA of Chiloscyllium plagiosum (whitespotted bambooshark), 2048 nucleotides long. NCBI's taxonomy places the organism in Eukaryota, Metazoa, Chordata, Chondrichthyes, Orectolobiformes, Hemiscylliidae. The record is from RefSeq and is a predicted model, not a curated record.
GUACACUCCUCAGCCAACUUCCUCACCUGACCCUAAGCACUCUAGUUACAGUCCCGCUUGGAGAAAUGCAAUUUGUUGUUGAAAUGUGAGAAAUUUUCCUUGCUUGGGCAGACCGUACAAACACAAGUCAAAUGAGCAACAGCACGUAAAACUAAUUUAUCUAAUACUAAAAAUCACAACACCAGGUUAUAGUCCAACAGGUUUAUUUGGAAGCACUAGCUGUCGGACCUGGUGUUGUGUGAUUUUAUUAACUUCGUCCACCCCAGUAUCUCCAAAUCAUUAUCUAAUGCUAUGAGUUUGGGAUUAAAUUUCACAUUAACAACCCACGUUGGUGAAAUAAAAAUGCUACUUUGGAACACGCUUAUCGUUGGAAAAACGAUGGAUGAAAUACCUGAAACGUCUCCGCUUCUGAAGAACUCGCUGGCCCCGGGGAGCAGCCGAUCCGCCGGCACUUCCCUGGAGCACCAUGAAACCUUUUCAACCAAAUUACAUGGCAGUCUGAAACGUAUGGACCCUGUCCUAGAACAACUGGAGCCUGGGCAUUGCCAUUCCAGCCAAUCCUCUGGAGAUCAUAAGGAAGUGGAUAAAGAGAAUGCCCGUAGGAGGCUAUAUCUAGCUUCUGCUGUUUGCUUGAUCUUUAUAAUUAGUGAAGUAAUAGGGGGAUACUUGGCGCAGAGUCUGGCUAUCAUGACCGAUGCUGCUCAUCUCUUGACGGACUUUGCCACCAUGCUUGUCAGCUUGUUUUCACUGUGGAUUUCUUCUCGGCCUGCAACUAAAACCAUGAACUUUGGCUGGCAUCGCUCAGAGAUUCUAGGAGCUCUGGUCUCUGUGUUUUCCAUCUGGGUGGUGACAGGUGUACUUGUCUAUCUGGCGAUUGAGCGACUCAUUUCUGGGCAGUACGACAUUAAAGGUGGUGCCAUGGUGAUCACCUCAGGAGGUGCUGUCGCAGUAAAUAUUUUAAUGGGCAUCAUUCUUCAUCAGUCUGGUCACAACCACAGUCCUGGCAGCACAGGAGAGGUCAGAUCACAUGAUAUCGAAUCCAAUGCCAAUAGCCACAUGAACCCCAGUGUACGAGCUGCCUUCAUCCACGUUGUAGGAGACCUGUUACAAAGCAUCAGUGUCCUAAUUGCUGCCUAUAUCAUCUACUUCAAGCCUGAAUAUAAAAUAGUGGAUCCAAUCUGCACUUUCCUCUUUUCCAUUCUUGUUCUGGGGGCCACCAUCUCCAUUCUGAGGGACGUUCUCUGCAUAUUAAUGGAAGGAAUUCCAAAAGGAAUGGAUUUUAAUCAGGUUAAAGAGUCUCUCCUAUUAAUUGAUGGGGUGAAAGCGAUGCACAGCCUCCACAUCUGGGCACUGACCAUCAACCAACCACUGUUGUCAGUCCACAUUGCCAUCAAUGAGGAUGCAAAUGCUCGGGAAAUAUUGGCUGAAGCUAACCACAUGCUCCACCACAAGUUUGACUUCCAUUCCAUCACUAUCCAAAUAGAAAAUUAUUCUGAUGAUAUGGUCAAUUGUAAGGAAUGCCAGGAGCCCAGAGAUUAGUUCCCAUCAGUGCAAGGAGUUUCUCUAAUCUGUAUGUCUGAGAGAGGCAUGAUUUGAGUUCAUUUCUUGGGGAAUCACAUCUGGAAUGAGUUGUGUACAAGAGGAAAGAUAAUGUGUGAAGUUACCUUACUGCUGUCUCAACCAGAGCCCAGCCAUUGUGUUGACUGGUUUGUGGUGUCCUUUAGUACAAUGUAAGAUUAAGGCUUUUAAGACAUUUUUGUGUAGUUACAAAAUGAAACUUGACCAUAAAUGUAUCAAUUGGAUAUUCAUCUCCCACCAGCAAUAUUGUUUGCUGGAUGUAUCAAUGUCUUCGAGGAGAAUGGUUGGGAGAGAGAACUUCAUCUUUGAAUUGAGAUAAUCAAUUUUCUUGAAUGUAAUUUUAAAAAGAUUGGUCUGACCUUUAUUCCUGGUGCUGGGAAACCAAUAUUGACAAUUUUGUUAAAAUAAGUUUAUUGUUUAAUGUUUCUGGAAUUGUCUAUAUCCAUGUUCUUCAUAUUUAUGAAACAAUA